Molecule: messenger RNA, 1181 nt
Organism: Aspergillus vadensis CBS 113365
Lineage: Eukaryota; Fungi; Ascomycota; Eurotiomycetes; Eurotiales; Aspergillaceae
Exons: 2
Coding region: 159-1181 (340 amino acids)
Source: RefSeq, a predicted model, not a curated record
CUCGGUUUGUAUAUAUGAUAACAACAACUAACAGGGUGAAUAUAGCUCGCUGUUCUGAACUACUACAUACGCUCAGCAUAAUUUGACAGAAGACAGCCCUAUAAACAGACGCGGUUCACAGCUACGCGUUUUUCCCACUGUUCAGUUCGGUGAACAUCAUGUCCAUCAACGCUUAUAUUGGCGAUGCUGAGCCAGCACCACCGGUUUUGGCUCAUACCAUGUUGCCGUCUGGCUCAUCAGCAGAGACAAAGCAUCAACAAGAUCAACAACACUCCGCGGAACAAAGCUGGAACCUCUCAGAUGACGUGCAAAAAGGACUUCAAGAUAGUCCAGACAGCGUUUUCAAAUAUGGCAUAGUCAUUGGCUUCUCCAGGCUCAGAGACGCACAUAAGGAGACGAGUGAUGAGGAUGAGUACAUCGGAAGACUCCCGCGCCACCUCCUCACAACCCACCUACUACACCAACACCAACAUGACACCCACCAACCAAAAACCUACAUAAUCCACCCGGCCAACUUCAGCGCCUUCACCCCCCAACGCCUCCUCACCUCCCUCCUCAACAAACAACAACAGCAACAACCUCCUCUAUCCCGAACCCAAGCAAUCACCCUCCUGGACUCCGUCCAACUCUUCCCCGUCUACGACUUCAACGCAGCCGCACAAGCCAUCCACGAAAUCGCAACCACCAUAUCUCCAGCCACCACACCAUCAAUAGAACCACCACCACCACAUCAAGAACAUAUCAUAAUAAUCACAGGCCUGGACACCCUAACCGAGGGUGUAAUCCGAGCUUCGAACCCCCUGCGGGGAUCAGCUAUGCUCACGUCUGUGUUACGAACAUUAACGCAGUUGACGCGAACGCACGGGUCGAAUCUCUCUGUGAUGCUGGUGAAUACUAGUGGAUUGGGAAAGAUGGCGUCGACUCAAAGUGGAGGUGUGGGGGAGGUCGAUGUUGGUGGCAGUGGGGGAUUGUAUGAAAUGGAUGAUGGCGAGGGGAUUCAGUCUGCGUUUCGUGCGCAUAGUGGUGAGAUGUUUCCGAGUCUGUUGAUGAGGACGCUGGAUCAGGGGAUUGAUACCCAUUUGUUGGUGUCGAGUAUUGGGAGUGUUCCGGUUGUGGAGGUUAUUAAGGAUAGAGUAGGUGGGAAUGUUGGGAGGUGGUGUGUUUGGGAGGGUGAGGUUUGA